UGGUGAAUGGUGAAGAAGAUUAGAUAUCCUUCCUUCCCAACCUUAUCCUUUAACACUACACCUCUGUUUCUCUCUCUCUCUCUCUUCUAUAAUAAUCAAAACACCGCUCUCUUCAAACCCAUGUAUAUAUAAUGGCUUCAUCUUCAACUCCCACCACCUUUUCCACUCCUCAAUUUCUUCAUCAGCAAGUUAGGAGUAACAAGUUAUGGACACUCUCCAAAGUCAAUAAUUUCAAUGGAAACAUGAAGCCUCAUGAUUGCUAUAUUUAUAAAUCGAGAUUUCAACACCUUUCACCUGUAAAUGCAACCUUGAAGGGCCCCAAGGGGUUCGGAGCCUCUUCAAACAAGAAGAAGAAAAAGACCAAAAACCCAAGAAAGGAGGAGUAUGGUGAUGAUGAAGAGGAAGAAGAAUACCAAGAAGAAGAGGAGAGAGAGGAAGGUGUGAUUCCUGAAGUGGUAACCAAUAGAAUGAUAUCAAGAAUGGGCUUCUCAGUGGGUAUCCCACUUGGAAUUGGGCUUUUGUUCUUCCCAUUCUUUUACUAUCUCAAAGUUGGGCUCAAGAUUGAUGUGCCCACUUGGGUCCCUUUCAUUGUCUCAUUCUUUUUCUUUGGGUCUGCAUUGUUGGGGGUUAGUUAUGGGAUUGUGUCCUCAAGUUGGGAUCCAUUGAGGGAAGGCUCUCUUUUGGGCUGGAAUGAGGCCCAAAAGAAUUGGCCUGUCUUUUGGCAAUCACUUAGAGGAGGAGGAGGCUCUAGGAAGAAUUAACUAGGCCCAUAUUAGGCCCAUUCUUCUUUUUUUUUUUUUAUGUUUUACUUUUCCUAUAGUUCACUAUAUUAGUUAAUCAAUUUUGGACCAUG
This is a messenger RNA of Arachis ipaensis, 853 nucleotides long. It is a transcript of the gene PAM68, whose product is annotated as PAM68-like protein (DUF3464). Lineage: Eukaryota; Viridiplantae; Streptophyta; Magnoliopsida; Fabales; Fabaceae. The record is from RefSeq and is a predicted model, not a curated record.